Molecule: messenger RNA, 2303 nt
Organism: Malania oleifera
Lineage: Eukaryota; Viridiplantae; Streptophyta; Magnoliopsida; Santalales; Ximeniaceae
Product: extensin-like
Exons: 1
Coding region: 76-1992 (638 amino acids)
Source: RefSeq, a predicted model, not a curated record
ACUCAUUCCCAUUUGGUUUGUUCCGUUUUCAAGUCUUUAGACGAGUACUAUUAUUUCGACACUGAUCUUCUUGUCAUGGCAAAUCCACCUCCCACUCGUCCAUGGUUCCGUCUACGUUCCACAAUUGGCACAGGCCCAGCCCCAACAGCAGAGCCUCAACCUCAGGCUCCUGCACCGCAGCCACGGUCAGCUUUUGGUCGUGCCAUGACAUUUAGGCCUAUAGUUGCACCUCCACCACCGCCCACACCUCAACCCCAAGAACCUACAGUAUCAGCACCACCAGUGCCUGGUGCUGCACCUCCUCGUGCAAGUGCACCACCAUCACCAACUUCUACUGCAGCUCCUCGGACCACAGCCUCACCACUGCCGGUCACUGCGCAACCACCACCUCCUCCUGCUGCAGCCUCUCCUCCAGUGACUGCCCGAACACUACCUGUCACUGCGCAACCACCACCUCUUCCUGCCGCAGCCUCUCCUCCAGUGACUGCCCGACCACUACCGGUCACUGCGCAACCACCACCUCGUCCUGCUGCAGCCUCUCCUCCAGUGACUGCCCGACCACUACCGGUCACUACGCAACCACCACCUCCUCCUGCUGCAGCCUCUCCUCCAGUGACCGCCCGACCACUGCCGGUCACUGCGCAACCACCACCUCCUCCUGCUGCAGCCUCUCCUCCAGUGACUGCCCGACCAUGGCCAUCAGUUGCUCCAACACCUGCAGUUACUGCCCCUCCUCAAGCAGCUGCCAGACCAACAACCACUGUUGCCGACCCAGCACCACAGCCUGCUGCUGCAUCUCCUCCUAUGACUGUUUUUCCAGCACCCACACGUGCUGCUGCACCACCCCCAACUGCUACCGCUCCGGCAGCAGCAUCACCACCACCUGCAGCCACUGCACGUCCCACUGCAACAAUACAGCCUACUGCAUCAGUUCCAACAUCUCCAAUGAAAACCUCGUCUAUACCGACUUCACCAGCCUCAAAAGCAUCACCCACCUCCACAAUGCUUCCAAUCUCAUCCUCCUCACCACCAGCUCAAACCUCUUCCCUAAGAUCUUCCCCACGUCCUAAAGUAACAGUCCCCACCUCUCUAGCUUCAAAAGAAGCAGCAACUACCUCAUUGCCAACUUCUUCUGCUCCAAAAGCAAUACCAGCAAUGACAAUGCCACCAUCAACUUCCCCCAAAACAAAAAACGCUUCUCUUACCGACACCAAGGCCACCAGUGUCUUGCCACAUGUGACCUAUCCUGUACCACCUCCAAAAACCAUUGAGACUUCACCAAACACCCAAACUCAAUCCCCUAAGAUCAGACCGACUGCUCAACCUCCAUCUCCUUUGAUCCUUCCUCCUCCCCAGUUAAAGACUCGUGAAUCAGUAUUUGAGACCAAAAUACCAGAGGUGGUCCAGCAGAAAACCGUGCUCGUGCAGGAGACAAUUGAAAAGCCUAGGGUGCCGCUAACUAAAACUUCAAAUGGUGUGCAGAAGGAUGUCGGCAAUCUUCGAAACCAAAGCAUUGCCCAGAAUGAGAAGCGAGAAGCAACCAAAGAUGUUCAAACCAGGGAGAAAGCUACACAAAAGAAGCUUUUGGAUUCUGAGGUCGGGAUAAGGGUCAUAACAAUAGCAGGAGAAAACAAAGGAGCUAUCAUGGAGCUGGGAAAUUCCCCCAAGAUACAUGGCAAUCAGGGUUAUACUCUCUCGAAGAACAAUCGUAAAGGUAAGGGAGAUGGGAAUGAAUCAGGAAGCAAUGGCAGCAGCAGUGAGGAAGGGAAGCACAAGAAAAAGGGUAAAAACCACAAAUCAAUGGAAAUGGAACAUGCACCUCCCAUGAGGGCAUUCAUGAACAGUAAUGUGCAGAGUGUGAACAACUCCAUUCUCUACAACUGUUCCUGCUCUCACAAAGAUCCUGGGGUGCACCUCACUCUCACUCGAAAGCCUGCCAAUGGUGCCCAUGGGUUCACCCUCAAGGACCAUGGACAUGGCUAUCAUAAUUAAGAGAGAGAAUAUAAAGACAGAAAUUUAAGGUCGGUCGGUUCCCGAUCUCACUUGAUUUUAAUUUUCAUUUCACAAACUUUAAGUAAGCGGAAUAAAUAUGGGAGAGAAGACUGAUGAUAGAGGAGCAUUAGUUCUGAUUCUCCACAUUUACAUUCCACUUCCAUGGAAUGUGAGACAAGAUAUGUAUUGUUUAAUGAAUUACUAUAUGGUACUUGGUACUAUUUACAUUUGCAGGGUAGCCUACCUCGGUCAGAAUCAUUGUAUCUGACUUUCAUGAGGAAUCAUAAUAAGAGAAGUUUGAUGUUAUUUCA